AUGUUAGAGGGUAUGCACAUUACUGAGGAAUUAGCUAGGAAAACAUUGAGGGCUUCAAAGGUACAUCAGAAAAAAGUAUAUGAUCUACGGGCUAGGGGAAGAGAGUACCACGUCGGGGACCUUGUAUACGUGAAGAACCAAUCACGAUCUGUUGGACAAUCUCCGAAACUCCAAUCUGUUUGGAGUGGUCCUUUUGUGAUCACCAAGAAAUUUGGUCCGGUCGUGUAUGAGGUCCGUCGCCGCAAUAAGACCUCAGUUCUUCACCAUGACCGGCUAAAACAAUAUUUGUCUGAGGUCAUCCCGGCCUGGGUUACCAAGAUAAAGCAUGAUCUUGGUACCUCCUCUCUCCCAACGAUUGCUGAUGAAGACCAUCUUCCAACCAUGGAUAAGACUUUCGGGACAGAGGAAAACCACCACGAGCCGCAGAACAGCCAACAAUCACUGAAAGCCAGUUUUCCAGAGGAAGAGCCAAAGACACCCGUGCCAACUAGGAUGGGUUCACAGCGAACCAUCUCAGAUGAACCAUCCUGGUCCUCGCGUUACGGCCGGGUAUGUAAGCAGCCUACCAAGCUUGACCUUUAG
Messenger RNA from Mizuhopecten yessoensis (Yesso scallop), 582 nucleotides. RefSeq lists its product as uncharacterized. Bases 1 to 582 code for a protein of 193 amino acids. The transcript has a single exon. The record is from RefSeq and is a predicted model, not a curated record. NCBI's taxonomy places the organism in Eukaryota, Metazoa, Mollusca, Bivalvia, Pectinida, Pectinidae.